Pleuronectes platessa (European plaice) is the source of this 463-nucleotide messenger RNA. RefSeq lists its product as uncharacterized. The record is from RefSeq and is a predicted model, not a curated record. The coding region runs from base 6 to 428 and encodes 140 amino acids. The transcript is spliced from 3 exons. Lineage: Eukaryota; Metazoa; Chordata; Actinopteri; Pleuronectiformes; Pleuronectidae.
ACACCAUGAUCAAGCAGCUGGUUCCCAUUGUCCAGCGGGCUUUCAUCGGCCUCCACAGACACACCUUCUCCUCCUGGUCAGAUGGGACUGAGUCCUCAUUUGGAAACUGGAUAAAUGGACGCCCGUCCUCAGGAACUGGGAACUGUGUGGUCAGCAGGAUCGGAGCCGUUAACCCUGGAGAGUGGAUGGAAAGACCCUGUAAUGAGAAACAUCCCUUCAUGUGCUACAGCACAUCUUUGAGGCACUUGGUUGUUAUUAAGGUGAAAGUUCUGAAAUCCACGAUCAGCCUGAACGACCCCAAAGUGACGGACGCCAUCUUGAAUCAGAUAAAUGCAGAGAUGAAAAAGAGAGGGAUGAAGGAAGGUUUCAAAACUGCAUGGAUCAAAAAGGCUGAUGACAAUAUCUUCCACGAAGAAGAUGAGAACUGAGACUUAAACAAACUGGGCAUUUACACAAUAUUCAC